AUGUGCAUCGAGGCCAUCGAGGCCACUCGGUGGGCAUUUAUGUCUGAAGCUGCACAGACACAUCGGCAGAAGAUUCAUUACUCACUUGAAUUCCUUGAGGAUAAUUCCACUCCCACACCAUUUUGUGAUAUUGCCAAUAUCAACAAUCCUGGUACUUCUAAGAAAAUAAAUAAUUCUUUAAUAAAAGUAUUACUGAUUUGCUAAGAUAAAAAUUCCACAUGGCAGAGAGACAUGGAAGACAGGUUUAUUGUGCUGGACAACCACAAAAGUAGGUCAGAUACAUGUUUUCUGGAGAUUCUUGAUGGCUGUAACGGUGUGACAGCUACAGAAACAAUUGUAGCAAAGCUUCCACUUCUAUUUCUUGAACAGCUCUCUCACAUGGAUUCUUCCCACAAAAAUAAAAGUGACAAAGAACAAAUUCUAGAAUUUUUUGCCAGAGUAAUCAAGGCAGAUUACAGAGAAAAAGAGAAGAACCAGGCAAUGAGGAGACCAACAAGCCAGUCUAUUAGGCAAGUGUAUGCUAAGUCCUUUUGGAGAAUCAGAUUUUUACAGCUGGGAAGGAAUGAGGUUUCCAAAGUUCACUGGAGUGGCUCUUCAGUGGGAAAAAGAAUUCCUAGUGAAGAGAUGGAUGGCACUGGGGAAGAAGAAAGAAAACAUCCUCAUCCUGAAAACAACACACACGGCCCAUUAGUCAGGACAGCCAAAGGUGUUCCUGGGCUAGUGCACCUUGCUAUUAUAGGUGCCUUAACCAAUCUUACACAAAAAUGGAGUCAUGUCCCUCAAGAGCACAGCACUUCUAAUAUGAGAGAAAAACUUCAGAAUGGUAGAAACAUCAGCACUAAUAAACCAGUUGUAGAGGGAUACCUGAGAACUAUAAGGGCUCUUGGACAUCACAGAGCUCCAGUAAAAAGAACAUCUGUUAUACCUGUACCUCAUACUCCAUCUGUCCCUAUCAAUGUUAUUUGCCAGUUUCUUAUUUUGGCUUCUAACGGGCUUUGAGGGGUUUUGGAUUACUUGAAUUCUUGGAAGAAUUAUAGGCAUAGUAAAAAUGGAAUUCUUAAUAAGGAAACCAAUGACCACAAAAAUCAACCUAAUCCAGAACAAUCUCUUUUCAGUAACAAUGAAGUAAAUUCAAAGAAUAGAGAUACACUACUCCAAUUCUACUCCCAAAAUAGACAAAACCAUGCUAUCUUAAUUCUGACUCAAAUACACAGCUGGCAGAAAAAAAUGGACUCCAAUUCAUUUUGUGACAAAGUGAAUGCAGGUGAUGUUGGUCAAGAACUGCUAAAAACUGUAUCACCACUGGGUUCUAAACCACCACCACAGUUUGAAAAAGACACAAAAAUUGUACCUGAUCAAUUGCAAAUCACAAGCUGCAGAAGAGACACAGUCAGCUCAGAGACACUGCAAUGCAACAAGUCACCUUGUGAACAACUGGCAAAGACUGCACCUGCAGGUUCAAGAGACAAUAUUACUAUUUUGAUCAUACUUCUAAAUGGAUGUGAUAAGAUACCCCAUUACCUCAACAUUUAAAGAUUUAUCACAGGAUAACUGGAGUGCCACAAUAUAUAUAGGACAAGCUUAUAUUUAGCUGUGCCAUGAAUUUAUUGUAAGCAUCGUAAAUGCUGACCCAUACAGUGAAUCCGACAUCUUGUCUGGAACUGUACAAAUGCAGUAAAACCUCCUGAAACUCUCAAUAAGAACCAGCAAUCAAAAAUUUUUUAAACCACUUUAUUCAAACCUGAGCACCUCAAUAUAAAACUAAACACUGGUGAACUGUCAUUUUUCUUGCUAAACCCAGAUUACUGCAAAUUUAAAAUCUGCACAAGUAAGUUUCUAUCAGUUCAACAUUUAAAUAGACUAAUUCAUCUCUUCUGACACACUUUGUAGAUUUCAUAUAAUGAAAAUAACUAAAAGAAUUAGUGCAAUAUACUGGACUGAUCAAAAUAAAAUGUACUUUGGAAAACAAAGUUGCGAAGUUCAUUACUGACAGACAGCAGUACUUAUGUUACAGAUACAGGAGCAUCAUUUAUUACUGUUCUAGCCAUAAAGGAAGAACUCAGAACCCCCUUUGAUUAGAGAGGAAAAAAGUUAGCUUUAAGUAACUGUACAUUCUGUAUACCUUUAAGCAACUCUUAAAUAUUACAGAAAGUAUUAAACAAAUGUAGACUACAAUGCAGAGUACCUAUUUACAGUACAUUAAUAUCCAAAUUUAAAAUCAAGUUGGAUGUACAUAAUCGUUAGUGCACUAUAUUUUUUUUCCUUAGGGGAAAAACAAACUGUAAUGGCCAGCAAUGAUCAGAAACAAGAAAGAAGUCACAGACACCGAGUUUGUUGUGGUUUUACUUGAAGAGCUCUUACAGUUUGUAGAGGACAAAAAACCCCAUACCCUAAGU
Haemorhous mexicanus (house finch) is the source of this 2396-nucleotide messenger RNA. It is a transcript of the gene PP2D1, whose product is annotated as protein phosphatase 2C like domain containing 1. Lineage: Eukaryota; Metazoa; Chordata; Aves; Passeriformes; Fringillidae. The record is from RefSeq and is a predicted model, not a curated record.